AAUAAAAAAUUGUAUGCCAUUUGUUAUUCGGGUUGAUUAAACUCUACCCGACCUGAAUCGGAUUCUGGGAGAGCCGCUACAAUGGCGGAUUCACUUCUCUCCUUUAACUUGUCGGAACCCAAAAUCAACAAUAAAUCCCCCCGCAAACAUUGAACUCAAACCCUAACCCUAAUCGUGAAAAUUCAUCUCAUAAAUUGUAGUUCAAGGGUUGACGAGGAGAUGGAAACUCACAUGUCUCAUCAUCAGUAUGAAAGACGACCCAUAUACAAGUCCAAAGCUCCUGCUUCCAAAUGGUUUAAGGAAUGGGUCCCACAAGAUGUUGUAGCAACUGGUGGGAAGUGCUACGUCUUAAAGUGGGUGAAUGAGGCCACAUUAAAAGCUCUGAAGGAGAAGCCAAAAGAGGCAGGAGUACCUGUGUCAGAACCAGAGCCAACUACUGAAGUUCUUUUUCUUUGUAGCUAUGAAGGUUGUGGAAAGACAUUUAUUGAUGCUGGGGCCUUGAGGAAGCAUUCUCACAUCCAUGGGGAGAGGCAGUAUGUAUGUCACUAUGAGGGUUGUGGAAAGAAAUUUUUGGAUAGUUCCAAGUUAAAACGACACUUUCUUAUUCACACGGGAGAAAGAGACUAUGUAUGUCCACAUGAAGGCUGUGGUAAGGCAUUCUCACUGGAUUUUAACUUAAGAUCACACAUGAAAACACACUCCCAGGAGAACUAUCAUAUCUGCCCGUAUCCAGAAUGUGGAAAGCGAUAUGCACAUGAGUACAAACUUAAAAAUCAUAUUUCAUCUACUCACCAGAAGAACAACACACCAGAUGCACAUGCACAUACACAUGCACCAAAGUAUACCCCGCCUGUGGAGAAGCCAGUGAAGACUCCGAAAUCUUCUUCAGCAGCUUAUGGCUCAUCAUCAUCCGACCGCCCUUACAGCUGUCCAUACGAAGGUUGUGACAAAUCUUACAUCCAUGAAUACAAGCUGAAUCUUCAUUUAAGGAACAUGCACCCUGGUCAUUUCCCAGAGGAGAAUGCGAGAAAUGUUCAAUCCACUGCUGACAAUGAGAUGGACGAAGGCAGUGAUCAGGAUGCAUAUGCUGCAAGACGUGGAAACGGAAGAAUUCAGAAACAGAGCAGACCAAAACCAAGCUUAAAGCAGCCACCUUUAAAAGUUGCACGCAAAAGCUCAUCUAGUGCUGCUCAAGUCAAUCUAAGUAUAUCGAAGAAACCUUGGCCAAUUAAAGAAGAGAACUUCAAUGAAGAAGAUAGUGAAGAAACAGAAGAGGAGCGAGAUGAUGUUGGGGAUGGAUGGAGGUAUGGUGAAAACGAUGACGACGAUGAAGAGACUGAAGAAGAUGACUAGGCUUAUAUUUCAUACAUACUCAUAGGUAGUUAAGUAGUAGUAUGUUUUGGGAUAAAUGGUUGUCACUGUCUAGAAAAUGGGAUUGGACUUUGCUUAUUAAUGCCUUUUUGUGUUUUAUGAAAAGCAUGAGGUUUUAGCUGUUUCCUAAA
Molecule: messenger RNA, 1502 nt
Organism: Solanum stenotomum
Lineage: Eukaryota; Viridiplantae; Streptophyta; Magnoliopsida; Solanales; Solanaceae
Product: zinc finger transcription factor YY1
Exons: 6
Coding region: 220-1353 (377 amino acids)
Biological process (GO): regulation of transcription by RNA polymerase II
Cellular component (GO): transcription regulator complex; PcG protein complex
Molecular function (GO): DNA-binding transcription factor activity, RNA polymerase II-specific; RNA polymerase II cis-regulatory region sequence-specific DNA binding
Source: RefSeq, a predicted model, not a curated record